Messenger RNA from Osmia lignaria (orchard mason bee), 737 nucleotides. It is a transcript of the gene ND-ASHI, whose product is annotated as NADH:ubiquinone oxidoreductase subunit ASHI. Lineage: Eukaryota; Metazoa; Arthropoda; Insecta; Hymenoptera; Megachilidae. Gene Ontology annotation, cellular component: mitochondrion; respiratory chain complex I. The record is from RefSeq and is a predicted model, not a curated record.
AACCUGCGCGUCGCAGUUAUGGACUCUGGUGAACUGCGGUAUACAAACAUGGCAGUUGUAAGAAAAAUCGGGAAAUUAUCAAAUAAGUUACUUAAAAACAAUAUACCUCGUAUAUGCAUCGCCAGAGGUGCAUCCAACGAAGGAGGGGAAUUUGACGAUGAAGAAUUUCGAAAAUUUUGGGACAUGAAGAAACCUGCUGCAGUAAAAGAGUAUAUGCCAGGGUAUUAUCCAAGAAACGAAGAAGAAAGACGUAAAGCUGCCGAAAAAUAUGGAAUGCAUCCAGAUGAAUACAAACCAUAUCCUAAUGAUCACAGAUAUACUGGAGAUUAUCCAGACUUACCAUGGAUAGGUGUUGCAGCUAAAGAUAUUUAUUACCCUUGGGAUUAUCCUGCCAUGAAAAGAAAUUUUGAAGACCCUAUACAUCAAAACAUGGACAUGAUGGGAGAAGAUCGUUAUGACUAUGGUGUUAGGAAACUAGUUGGUGAUAAUCAAGGACUUUUUUAUUGUAUUGUUACAUUGGCUAUAUGCUUCAUUCUUCAUGAAAUAGCUCCAGAAACAAGUCAACAAAGAAUGGAAAAGCAAGUUCCAUUCACAGGAGUUCAUUAUACCUUUGAACCACGUGAAUAAACAUGUAGCAACAUGUACAAUUAUAAGUAGUCCUAAUAAAUAAACCAGCUUAUGCUGAUCAGUUUAUAAUUUGUAUUAUAUUCAUAUUAAAUAUGAGAUUCUUCAGUUAA